UGCUGCCGUUGGAGACGCCAGUUGCGUGUCCGGCCGCCGGAGGGUGAGGAGCUCCGUCCGGUUCCCGUAGGGACGGGUCGCGGGGCCUGGUCACGGAAAUGUCCGAGUGGAGCUGGGCCGCCGAGUACGCCUACAAGCUCCCCGCCGCCACCAUGUGCGAAUUCUGCUCGGUGAUGGACUCGCUGGGCAGCGGCGACUGGAACCGCUUCGCCUCCUCCCUUGUCAGUGACAUGACUGAACUUCGAUUGCUGGAGAGCAGAGGCAAACCCGGUCGGACGCAGAAUGUCAUGUGGUACUGGAUGAACCGUAAUGGGACUGUGGGAGAGCUGCUGCACAUUCUCACCAGUCUAAACCUCGGGCGAGCCAGGGACAUCAUCCUGUCAGGGAGGCCAAGCAUAUGCCCACUGCUGCCCCCCAGGACGGACACCUACAUCCCGCGACCACCUGCAGAGCCGUUACCGGAACCCAGCCCAGUGCCGAGCAACUGGUCAGAGCCCAGGAAGAGCCAGCGCUGGAAAGCGAGUGAGCAGCCAACGGUGACUGUCAACACUCCCUUGCCAAAACCAGUGUUACCGCGUCCACCCACACCUCCCAACAAUCUGCUCACAGAUGUCACCCAAUCCAACAUUAGUAGCAAGGACAGUUGGAGUAAGGAUUCUGCCUCACUAUCUUCGACGUCCUCCUCCACAAUGACCAAGUCCCUGUUCUUUUGGCCUCUCCAUGAACUCCGAGCGGGUACCUGUGACUUUGCAGACAGCCAGAAGAUCGGUGAAGGAGGGUUCGGCUGUGUGUACCGAGCACUGAUGCGCCACACCGAGUACGCUGUGAAGAGACUGAAGGAGGAUUCCAAUUUGGAUUGGAAAUCUGUGAGAGGGACUUUUCACACGGAACUGGAGAAGCUCUACCAGUACCGACACCCAAACAUCGUGGAUUUGGCUGGUGGCUGUGUGCAGGACGGCGUGUACUGCCUGGUGUACGUUUACAUGCCCAACGGAUCUCUGCAGGACCGGCUCCAGUGCCAGGAUGGCACCGCUCCACUCCCUUGGCUGAGGCGACUGGACGUGGCUUUGGGAACUGCCCGUGCGAUACAGUUCCUGCACUCGAGCAAGCCCGGCCUCAUCCACGGAGAUAUCAAGAGUUCCAACAUCCUCCUGGAUGAGAAUUUUGUUCCAAAGCUUGGGGACUUUGGGCUGGCACGUUUUAGCCGAUACUCCAAUAACCCUGGGAAAAGCUGCACGGUAGCGAAGACCCAGACGCUGCGGGGAACCUUGGCAUACCUUCCUGAUGAAUACAUCAAGAGUGGGCAGCUGUCCGUGGAGCUAGACACCUACAGUUUCGGAGUGGUCCUGUUGGAGAUCCUCACUGGACGCAAAGCCUUGGAGAGCGAUGGGUCAGCCAAGCCCAAGUACCUGAAGGAUCUCGUCGAGGAGGAGGAGUGCGAUGAUGGCGAGGCAGAGGGACGGAGCUUGCGGGUCGCUGAUCGCAUCUGCCGCUGUCACCUGGACAGGAAGGCUGGAAGGUACCCAGGCUGUCUCCCCGUCCAGCUCUGCGCUCUCGCCUGCGAGUGCCUGCAGCGCCGGAGAAAGAGAAGACCGAAAAUGGCCAAGGUUUAUGAGCAGCUGAAGACUCUGAGGACGCUUGGCCAGGCCUCUGGUCCAGCAGAAGGUCAGUUUGACGCUGGCUCACAGCACGGAGGGGGCUCGGAGCCAGUGGACGCCCUGGCGGAGAGGUUGCGGAGCUCCUCGCUCAGUCCUGUGGAGGACACUUACAGAUUCGCCUCACAGUUACACCAGCCCCUGGACCACGGCCGCGCUCAGACCCUCCCUGGACCCUCAGUCUCCUGCGAUGCUCGCCCAUCCCUGUGCCACUCACGGCCGGAGCGCAGACACGGUGACUGUAGCUCAGUGCCCUCCCUCUCCUCCUACAGCAGGCGGUGUCAGCCCGUGGAGAGCAAGGAGAGCUCCAUCGAUGAUGGAGGUGGUGACGGCAGCAGACUGCCCCAGUGGAACUGUAAUACCAAACCCUCCUUGCCAGCUUACACUCCCCUGCCUCUACACAAGGACUCUCGAUGUUUGGCACCAAGUGGCCAACCUGGGUUAUCCCGAUCAGAGGCUGUCGGUGACUCACCAGGAGCUGCAGCUUUGUCUAUCGCAAGCACUUCUCAAGAUUCGUCAAUCCCCAGUCACCAGAUCAUAGUCAACCCAGCGAAGCAGAGGAUCCUGGAACAGUUUGCACUUUAUAACGCGGGACAGAUUGACAGCAGCGAGCUGCUGUGCUCCGACCCCAGGCAUGUAUUUUUAAUGCUUGCACUCUCAUCUGAUGUAUCCAAGCUUCCAACAGAAGGUUCAUACUCAUUGUCAUCUUCUGAGCUCAACAUCUGGACGUAAUUUGUAAAAAAAAAACCGAAUGACAGUGUGCGCCCAAAAGCAGUGCGUCGACGCUUCUUGCAAUGCCUGAGGCGGAAGAGACACAGCUACCAGACGUAUGUGUCACCGAGUGUACUCGCUUCUAGCUGAGAAGGGCCCAGAAAUGCCGAGAAUUGACGUAUAAACUCAUCUGUGGCUGUUUUUAAACUGAUAUGUUUUGGACGAGUUUACUCGUCGCACUCUGAAAAAGACACGUUGGGUGAGGACAAGUGAACUCGUCUUUGCCGGGUAAGGGGUUAAAUGGAGAAAGACUGCAGAAAGCUGUCGAACCGAAGGAUGUGGGAGUCCUCACCUGUGAAUCACAAAUCCCUAUCAUCCGAGUUCGUCGGGGAGUAGGGAAGGCAAAAGCAACUUUAGCCUUUGUUUCACAGGGAAUGGAGUAUAUAUAUGAGGGAAGGUUGAGCUAAAACUAUACAAGGCAUUGCUCAGACCACACCUGGAAUACCGUUGAUGCGUUUGGGGCCCUCUAUCUAAGGGAAGACAGACUGACACUGGAGGCAGUCCAGAGAAAGCUUACCCACCCAGCUGCUCCCAUGGAUGGAGGGGACUGCCUUAUGAGGAAAGGUUGAGUAGGUAUUGCCCGUGCUCAUUGGAGUUAGAAGAAUGAGAGGUGACCUUAUUGAAACAGUCAGUAUUCCCGAGGAGCUUGACGAGGGAGGUGUGGAGAAGUGAUGUCCCUUUGUAGCACAGUCUGGACCAGAAUAAGGAGUCGCCCAUUGAAGACCGAGAUGGGGAGUUCCUUCUCUCUGAGGGAAGUGAAUCUGUGAAGACCUUUACCACAGAGGGCUGUCAAGGCUGGGUCAUGAAACAUAUUCAAGCCUGAAAUAGAUUUUUAAAUCAGUAAGGCGGCAGGGGAGUGAAGAUGAUUUGGGGGGGGGAGGCAGGAAAGUGAAGUUGAGGAUGAGUGAUUAACCAUAUCCUGGUGAGUCGACAUCUGGAGGACUGUGAACAGUAUUGGUUUCCUUACUUGAUGCUAGUGCAUCAGAGGCAGUUCAGGGAGGGUUUACCCAGACUGAUCCCUGGAAUGGAAUGGGCUGCCUGAGGGAGAAAGGUUGGACAGACUGGGCUUGUGUCUGGGCUGGAGUUUAGAAGAAUAAGGAGACUUGAUUCAAACAUCUAAGGUCCUGAGGAAUUCCUGAGAUCCUUUGGAACCAGAAAGGAGGUCACCCCUGUUCAGAGUUUUCUGUAAGCCUCCAAAUAGUUCCAGAGAUGUAGAGGAAAGGAUAGCAAGGAUGACUCUGGAUAGGAGCGAGAGUGAUAGGGUAAUUGUUGUGGGGGACUUUAACUUUCCAAAUAAAGACUGAAAAUGGUAUACCUUGAGUACUUUGGAUGGGUCAGUUUUUGUCCAGUGUGUGCAGGAGAGUUUCCUGACACCAGAUGUAGACAGACCAACAAGGGGCGAGGCCACUUUGGAUUUGGUACUGGGGAAUGAACCUGGCCAGGUGUUAGGUUUGAAGGUAGGUGAGCACACUUUGGUGAUAGUGAGCACAAUUCAGUUAUGUAUAUUUCAGUGAUGGAAUGGGAUUGGUAUAUACCACAGAGCAAGAGUUAUUGCUGGGGGAAAGGCAACUAUGAUGCAAUUAGGCAAAAUCUAGGAUGGGGAAGGAAGCUGCAGUGGAUGGGCACAAUAGAAAUGUAGAGCUUGUUCAAGCAACGACUACUACGUGUCCUUGAUAAGUACGUACCUGUCAGGCAGGGAGGAAGUGGUUGAGCGAGGGAGCCAUGGUUUACAAAAGAUGUUGAAUCUCUUGUCAAGAAGGUUUAUGUUAGGAUGAGAGGUGAAGGUUCAGUUAGGGUGCUUGAGAGUUACACAUUAGCCAGGAAAGACCUAAAGAGAGAGCUAAGAAGAUUCAGGAAGGGACAUGAAAGGUUGUUGGUGGAUAAGAUAAAGGAAACCUGAAAGUUUUCUAUAGGUAUAUCAGGAAUAAAAGAAUGACUAGAGAAAGAGUAGGGCCAAUCAAGGAUAGGAGUGGGAAAUUAUGCUUGGAGUCUGAGGAGAUAGGGAAAGCGCUAAAUGAAUAUUUUUUGUCAGUAUUCACACUGGAUUGGAAUUGAGGUUCACAAGGAGGAGUUAACAAUUCUGGAAAGUGUGAAAAUAGAUAAAUCCCCUGGGUCGGAUGGGAUUUAUCCCCGGAUUCUCGGGAAAGCCAGGGAGGAGAUUGCAGAGCCUUUGGCUUUGAUUUUUAUGUCGUCAUUGUCUACGGGAAUAGUGCCACGAGACUGGAUGACAGCAAAUGUUGUCCCCUUGUUCAAGAGAAGUAGAGAUAGGGUAAUUAUAGACCAGUGAGCCUUCAUUCAGUUGAGUAAAGUGUUGGAACCGGUUAUAAGAGAUAAGAUUUAUAAUCAUCUAAAAAGGAAUAUGUUGAUUCGGGAUAGUCAGCACGGUUUUGUGAAGGUUAGGUAGGUCGAGCCUCACCAACCUUAUUGAGUUCUUUGAGAAGGUGCCCCAACAGGUGGCUGAGGGUGAAGUGGUUGAUGUGGUGGAUAUGGAUUUGAGGAAGGCAUUUUGAUAAGGUUCCCCACAUUAGGCUGUUGCUUUUGGAGUACUGCCCUUUCGUCAGGUGCACUGUUGGGACUAUAACCUGGUGUCGUGUGACUCCUGACUUUGUCCACCCCAGUCCCAACACCCGCAGCUCCACAUAACGCUUUUGGGAAGGUGAAUCGAUUCUUCGAGCAGGGAAAGGGAUCAUGGGGUCAUCAGAUCAGCCAGGCUUGCCUUGAUUGGGGGCACCAGGCUCAAGAGGGGCCGAGUGACCACCACCUUGCUGGUGAGACUGUUCUUGUCGAGGGCGGUGAGUUUACGAAGACUGUGUUGUUGU
Messenger RNA from Hemiscyllium ocellatum (epaulette shark), 5245 nucleotides. It is a transcript of the gene irak1, whose product is annotated as interleukin-1 receptor-associated kinase 1. The transcript is spliced from 14 exons. Gene Ontology annotation, biological process: signal transduction; protein phosphorylation. Gene Ontology annotation, molecular function: protein binding; protein kinase activity; ATP binding. NCBI's taxonomy places the organism in Eukaryota, Metazoa, Chordata, Chondrichthyes, Orectolobiformes, Hemiscylliidae. The coding region runs from base 99 to 2387 and encodes 762 amino acids. The record is from RefSeq and is a predicted model, not a curated record. Gene Ontology annotation, cellular component: plasma membrane.